AGAAAACGAUAAAUCAGUACUAUCGUUUGGGGACAGAUUGAACAAAGCAAAAGACAUUAUGGAUUUUGGUAAAAGAGGUAGAACAUAUAGGCUUCGGUGUCUUUACUUUACUGUGGCGAUACUUUUAAUCAUGAUUGUUAUUAUUCCUCUCUACGAAUACAUUGAUUUUUGGUUUGACAGUAUUCACAGUUGUGAAUAUUCCUCAAAAGAUAAAUUGAAUCCUCCUAUUAUAAAGGUUAUCACUCAAACAAACCAGUCUGAGAAGAUCAAUAUUUUAGAUGAAGCCAAAAAAACAUCACCAAGAAUUCCCAAGCAGAAGCUUACAACGCAAUCAGACGAAGAUAUCACUGAUGCUGUUAUUCUUCAUGCUGACGAUGACAGACAACUAGCAUAAGAAUUCAUUCAUAAUAUGGAGGCAGAAUUUCCAGAAUUAGAACUGAAUUUUAAAAUAUUUGAACAGUUGAAUAUAGGAGAGCGUUUGUUUAAAUCAGCACCACUUAUGUUUAGAACCUGUAGAUACUUAUUUGUGUUCGUGACAACAAAAUUUGCACAGGAUGAUCUGCCGAGAUUUGUGAAUGAGAUCCUAUUGAUAGAAACUAUUACAUUUAAGGACAAAUGCAACAGAUUGAUACCGAUAUUGAAGGAUAACUGUUAUCUUCCAGAGUUAACUCCCCUUAUUCCUUUAAAGUACAAUAGAUAUUUGGAGGGCAAAUCUCAAAAUAAGGAAGAUAGCGUGUUUUUAAGUGGUUUUAAGAAAUUAGUCAUACAUGGGAGGAAAUCUUAUUUGACAUAACAUCUUGUUGGUAAAGAAGAAAUUAUAAAUGAUCAUAAAUCUUGUUCUGUAUUUAAAUACUCGUAUAUGAUAUUCUUAUAGUAGUUAAGAUCUGGAUUUAGAUGAAGAAGCCGGUCACUCGUUUAAUUGUUUGGAGAUGAGUGUAAAGCCUAUUUUGGAGCUUGUUCAUUAGUUUUUACAGUAUGGUGUGUUGGUCUACAAAAUCUCUUAUUAUUAAUGUUUGGAAUUUUUCGAAAUUUUUCUCCUUGUGUGUAUUUUAGUCGACAAGGUCCGUGUGAACAUUUGCAGUCACUUUGCAUACAUCAUCUAUCAAACUGUUCUUUCAAAAUCGUCUCUCCUGAAACUGCACAAUGGAUUGAAAUCAAAGUUGUCAGCUUCAUCUAUAGGAUGUCUAAUGUGAAGUGUGGGAUUUUCGUUGAGGUUGAUCAACCAUCAUGGAAUAUAACAUCAAUGUAAAACUUCAGUGUUUGACUAAUAUAUCGAAAACUAAAAUAAUUAGAGAAAAUCAUACAGGGUUAACAAUUUUCAGCACAGCAAGCUCUGUCUACCCUGUACAUUGUACAAAAACCUGUCAAACCGUUUUGAGUUCUUGCCCCUGAAUUGUUGGCAGUUCUUGGUUAAUGUUUCUCAAACUAUAGGAAUUUAAAAUUAAAAAUUUUGGCAGUUUUUUACUUUUAUCCUGGAACUAUGAUAUCUAGGUUGAAAGUGAAAAUUGCCAAAAUUACCAGCAGGACAUGAUCUAUCUAGAAAUUUUUUAAAAUCUGACAACCUGUUUUGGAGAUGUUGCCCCUAAAAUGUAUAUAUAUUGAUUUUAUAAACUUCCAAAAUUUAAAAUCAUAUUAAGAUGUUUGAAUCCCACUGAAGGAAUAACAACAAAUUUUCUAACGCAACAUGGUCGGGCUGAAUACGAGACGAAGUAUAUGCAAGUUAUGAAGUUAGUCCUGUAUCACCAUGGGUUAUCCGAUGUCCUAAAGUUGUCACAGUGUAGUUCGUGUUGCAACGAGGUCACAAAAGCAGGGGUUCGAAUCCCGCUGAGGGAAGAACAAAAAAUAAUGAUCAAGACUCUACUGUACUAUUAUAUAUCAAGAAUGUGGUACUUGUAUAUACUUUAAGAUGAGGACAUUUUGCAAAGAAAUUAUGUAGAUCCUUACAUUUUGACAAAGUAUAUGUUUCUUUAUUACCAUGUUUCCAAUACUAGUAAAUAUAUGUUAAUCUGAAA
Mytilus californianus (California mussel) is the source of this 2012-nucleotide messenger RNA. RefSeq lists its product as uncharacterized. The record is from RefSeq and is a predicted model, not a curated record. Bases 59 to 394 code for a protein of 111 amino acids. NCBI's taxonomy places the organism in Eukaryota, Metazoa, Mollusca, Bivalvia, Mytilida, Mytilidae. The transcript is spliced from 5 exons.